Molecule: messenger RNA, 1303 nt
Organism: Peromyscus eremicus (cactus mouse)
Lineage: Eukaryota; Metazoa; Chordata; Mammalia; Rodentia; Cricetidae
Gene: Il33
Product: interleukin 33
Exons: 8
Coding region: 161-958 (265 amino acids)
Biological process (GO): positive regulation of inflammatory response; positive regulation of cytokine production
Molecular function (GO): cytokine activity
Source: RefSeq, a predicted model, not a curated record
AAAUUGGCCCAAAUCCUACCUCCCACAUCUCCCUUCUAAGACUGUCUGGUUCUCUGCCAAAUCCUGGGCAAUAAAAAAGAAGCCCAGAUGCUCUGCACAGAGGAGAAGCUGCAGCUGCUGAAGAGAGAAAUCCGGACAAGAUCAUUGAGAAACCUGAAAAAUGGGACCCACAAUGAGAUACUCAACCUCCAAAAUGUCCCCGGCAAAGCUGAGCAGCGCAGCUGGAAAAGCCUUGGUAAAACCUUGCAAGCCAAGAAGAUCCCAACAGAAGACCAAAGAAAUUUGCCAUGUCUACUACAUGAGGCUUCGUUCUGGCCUCACCAUAAAAAAGGAGGCCUGUUACUUGGAGAAAGAACCCAUCCAAAGUUAUUCACUAAAAUCAGGUAGAAAGCGUGAAGGGAACUUCCCUGCUUACCCAAGGGAUGCCAUGAAGCGCUCCAUGUUGGAUACACCCAAUUUCCAAGAAUGUGCCGCCGCCGAUUUCCCUGUCAGAGAGAGUAUCCGAGAAUCUUGUGCUUCCCUGAGCACAUACGAUGACCAAUCUGUUUGUUUCAAAGUAUUGGAGAAUGGACGAUAUGUGAUCAAUGUUGAAGAUUCUGGAAAAGACCAAGAAAAAGACAAGAUGCUGCUACGUUACUAUGAGUCUCCUCAUCCCUCAAAUGAGUCAGGUGAUGGUGUGGAUGGUAAGUUGCUGAUGGUGAACAUGAGUCCUAUCAAAGACACGGACAUCAGGCUGAAGGCCAAUGACGAGGACCACUCUGUGGAGCUCCAAAAGUGUCAAGUCCCACUGCCAGACCAGGUCUAUUUCGUCCUUCACAGAAAGUCCUCCGACUAUGUUUUAUUUGAAUGUAAGAAAAAGCCUGGGACAUACAUAGGAGUAAAGGACAACCAGCUUGCUCUAAUAGAAGAAGAGGACGAGGACAAUAAAAAUAUCAUGUUUAAGCUUUCUAAAGUUUAAUGGAAUAAGAAGCUUGUGGGCUCUGGGUUGAAGGAGUUAAAUGUUACCACUAAAAAAAGAAGGGAGAGAAAGGAAGGGGCAUCUAAGGGGAUGGCUUAAAGUGCUGUGGAAUGUUAUCUUAUUAUAUAUAAAAGUCUUCUCUUUUCCUCUAUCACUACACAUUCAAUAAAAACAUGACUACAUGGCAUAGGGCAUUUGUAAAGAGACUGAGAGAGAUUCCACCUUGGCUUUUACUUUCAUCUGCUUUGAGUCCUGAACGAAUUCACACUUGCAGAUCUCAUCAUAUGAGCAAGCCCCAUAGCUCAUGCUAUGCUUUAGACAAGGGUCCAAUCUAAAAGCCUUAAA